AUGGCUUCCAAAUUGCUACUCAUUGGUGUCUUUGUUCUUGACUUGAUUGCUUUUGGACUUGCUGUUGCUGCUGAACAAAGAAGAAGCACUGCCAAGAUUGUUCCAGACAGGGAUCAAGACUAUAACUAUUGUGUCUAUAACUCCGAUAUAUCAACCGGCUAUGGUGUUGGAGCAUUUCUAUUCCUCCUUGUUAGUCAAAUUGUCAUAAUGGUUGCCAGUCGAUGCUUCUGUUGCGGGAAGCCUCUAAAGCCCGGAGGCUCAAGAGCGUGUGCAGUCAUUCUUUUCAUAAUCUGCUGGGUGUUUUUCUUGAUAGCCGAGAUGUGCCUAUUGGCGGGAUCAGUUGAAAAUGCUUAUCACACAAAGUACAGGACCAUCAUUGUGGAGGAUCCUCCUUCCUGUGAGAUGGUAAGGAAGGGAGUUUUUGCUGCUGGUGCCGCCUUCAUUUUCUUCACUUCCAUCAUUUCGAAGUUCUAUUAUAUCAACUACUCGAGUGCGAGGGAAAGUUUCCAACCAUAUCUUGGAGGUGGUGAGACUGGCGUCGGGAUGGGAACCUACAAAUGA
Molecule: messenger RNA, 561 nt
Organism: Lathyrus sativus (Indian pea)
Lineage: Eukaryota; Viridiplantae; Streptophyta; Magnoliopsida; Fabales; Fabaceae
Source: the annotation of a GenBank genome assembly